Molecule: messenger RNA, 1931 nt
Organism: Phragmites australis (common reed)
Lineage: Eukaryota; Viridiplantae; Streptophyta; Magnoliopsida; Poales; Poaceae
Exons: 3
Coding region: 152-1639 (495 amino acids)
Source: RefSeq, a predicted model, not a curated record
GGGCCCCAGUUGCAACUCAGCAAGCCAUCCGUCCGUCUCUGUCUCUUCUCCCAAUCCCGUCCAUUUCAAGCACGAACCCGAGAAGGAGCGACCGAUUGAACCAACCCAACCCACCCGCCCCCAUCCGCCUCGCCGCCGGCGAUCGCCGGAGAUGUCAUGGCUCGCCCGCUCCCUCGCCACCCCCCUCAACAUCCCCGACGAUUCCGACGCCGACGAUGACCCCGACGCUGCCGCCACCAACCCCUCUCAGUCCGCGCGCAUCCCGCCUCCGCCGCCGCCUCCGCCUCAUUCGCUGCAUUCGUCCGCGGCGGAGGGCGUCAAGGAGGACCUUACAGAGCUAUCCAAAACCCUAACGCGCCAGUUUUGGGGCGUCGCCAACUUCCUCGCACCACCGCCCGGGGAGACCUCGCCCUCGCCCUCGCCCUCGCCCUCCCCUCAAUCGGCGGGGGACCAAUCCGGCACUGCGGGGACGCCGCCUGAGAUUGCCGGGAUCCGGAGCGACAUCGCAGAGAUCGGUGGGAGGUUCAGGAGCGGGAUCUCGCGGAUCUCAAGUCACAAGGCCGUGUCUGGAUUCUCUAGGUUGGCCUCCAAUUUCUUUGCUCCUGAAGACGACGAGGAAAACGAGUGGGAGGAAGAGCAGAAACGAGGGAUUAGGUAUGAGAUGGGGAAGGAGGGGGUAAGACAUGAAGUGGGAGGCGACGAAGUGUGGCAUGAGUGGGAGGAGAGGGUAAGACUUGAGGUGGACGACGGCGAGGUAAGGCAUGAGUUGGUGGAUGGUCACGAGUUGGAGGUGGAGAGAGUAAGGCAUGAGGAGGAUGGUGAAUUGGAGGAGCAGAGAGCAAGCCAUGAGGAGGAUGGUGAAUUGGAGGAGAGAAUAAGGCAUGAUGAAGAGGAGGUGGAGGACCGGGAUGUGAUCGGAAUCACUGAGGAGGUGCUUGCGUUCGCCCAAAACAUCGCUAGGCACCCAGAGACCUGGCUUGACUUCCCGCUGCUACCUGACGAUGAGGAGUCUGAUGGACCAUUCUCAUACUUUGACAUGUCUGAUGCUCAACAAGAGCAUGCCUUGUCUAUCGAGCACCUUUCUCCCAGAUUAGCAGCUUUGCGGAUUGAACUGUGCCCAAUCCAUAUUAGCGAAGAGUGCUUUUGGAAAAUUUACUUUGUUCUUCUACAUCCUAGACUAAACAAGCAUGAUGCUGAACUUCUGUCUACACCACAGAUUGUGGAAGCUAGGGCAAUGCUUAUGCAACGUUUGCAAUACCAAUUAAAGCUCGAAACAGAACAGCUAUGUCAUCAUAAGGAUGCUCGUGGAGUUCAGUCAGAAGAGGACACCUUAAAAGAUAGUACACAGGCAUUCCCAUCUAUGCAACAGCAAGCUGCUACUGUCGUACCCAUACCAGAAUUUGAGAUUGAAAAGCAUCCUAUCCAAGUAACUGAAGUUGCAGUAGUGGACAAAUCGGUCAUCAAAGAGCAGCUCCCCAAGGAUCAUACCGAGGCCUCAAAUGUUUUAAAAGAAACCUUUGAUGACGACAUAGACGUUUGGUUUGACGAGGAGGCCGAUCUUGCUGGGCACCCCACUAUCCACAUAGGUGACGAGGAAGAUGUGUCUUUUAGUGACUUGGAGGAGGAUGAUGUGAAAUGAUUUUAACCUGUGUAUUGAGAAACUGGACUUCUCUACUGUACAAGAAAAUGGAGAGGUGCAAGUUGUUUGUCAAAGGAAUAGGUUGUACAAUGGAAAAACAUAGCUGGUUUUACCUUGCUUCCAAGCUGCCGGGGUGAAUGCACUGUGAUCGUAUUGCAAGAUAUAAGUGGGGUGCUACGUUCCACAAGCAUAACGGUUUGUAAUUUUAUUCAUACUCUUGUGUACAUAAACAUUCGUGGUGUUACAAGUUGACAACAAUAAAGUUUCAUUCUUUUGUUGGUUGUUCAAAGAA